CUCGGCGCCGGUCCUUUGGGCCGCGCCGGAGGAGCCCCGGCGGCACCAGACCCGGCGGGAAUGCAUUGACCUGGUCCCUGGCCCCUGGAGGCUGAGCCAGGCAGGCAGGCACCCUGCCCCAGGGAGCAGCCGCCAACUCCUGCUGAGCCAGCCCUGCGCCCAGGCCGGGACAGGCUGACUGUACUCCAGUGGGGAAAUGGCGUCCGGGCAAGGCCCCGGUCCUCCCAAGCAGGGCUGCGAAGACCGGACCUCAGCCUCCACUUCUGAAGAGCAAGUCGCCCAGGAGACGGAGGAAGUUUUCCAAAGUUACGUGUUUUACCGCCACCAGCAGGAGCAAGAGGCCGAAGGGGCGGGCGCACCGGCCGACCCAGAGAUGGUCUCCUUGCCCCUGGAGCCUAGCAGUGUCAUGGGGCAGGUGGGGCGGCAACUUGCCAUCAUCGGGGACGACAUCAACCAGCGCUACGACGCCGAGUUCCAGGCAAUGCUGCAGCACCUGCAGCCCACGGCCGAGAACGCCUACCAGUACUUUAUCAAGAUCGCCUCCAGCCUGUUUGAGAGCGGCAUCAACUGGGGCCGUGUGGUGGCUCUCCUGGGCUUUGGCUAUCGCCUGGCGCUGCACGUCUACCAGCACGGCCUAACCGGCUUCCUGGGCCAGGUGACCCGCUUCGUGGUGGACUUCAUGCUGAACCACUACAUCGCCCGGUGGAUCGCACAGCGGGGCGGCUGGGUGGCAGCCCUGGACCUAGGCAACGGCCCCAUCCGGAACGUGCUGAUCGUUCUGGCUGUGGUGCUGCUGGGCCAGUAUGUGGUACGGAAAUUCUGGGGUCCCAGCUGAGACUCCUGCCUGGACUGCAAGCCUUCUUCCCUCCCCCUGCCCGCCCGCCUGCCCCUUCUCCUCCCCCUGCAGGGCUCACUCUCUAAGAGUACCAUAGCUUUGGUGCGUGAACACUCCAGCUGGGGUUGUGGGGGGCCAGCCAAGCUUCAGGAAUCCCCAAGACUGCAUGGUGCUAGUGGGGCCCCCUCUCUGGGUCCCAUCCUGUCAGAGUGAGCCAGCACCUCCUCCCACAGUUCUCGGGGAUCCUGAAUGCUGGGGAGGGUCGGGGGGCGGCUGGUGUCCUGGAGAGUCAAAAGGUUGGGAGACACGUUUUUAAAUUGUUUUACUUUCUUAGGAAAAAAAAAAAUGCCUUUGGGAGAUACCAUCCCCACACCACCCCCUAACCCCCGACCAUUCCUACCACUGUUCCAGGCCAGAGCAGCUGGGGAGUGGGAGCCAGCAGGCCUGCCCCGUGUCCCCAAGAGUCAUCUUGAUUGCUGGGGUGAUAUCUCAGGCCUGGCCCUCCCUACACACCACAGCCCUGAGUCUGGGGUCGAAUUCAGUGCUCUCCCCCACCCCCAUCCCGUACUGCCCUUUUGGUUAGACUCUCAGGGAUUCUGGGCCUGGGGUGGGCUGGGCUGAGGCAAUGGUGCAGACAAGAGCUGUCUAACUCUCUAUCAGGACCUUCCAAGCCCUGCCUCCCGAGGGGGUCUAUCUCCCCCACCCCUCGCCUGAUAAAUGCCUGCUCCCACCCUAUUCACUACCAGUAAAGGCCGAGGAGGCCCCUCCUGCCUCUGCAGGCUAGGAAGGCAGGGGCCCGUGUUCAGGACAGGGGUGCAGUGCUGGCGGGAAAUGGGCAGGGAGCUCAUCUUGAGGUUUCUCAGUGGGACAAGGGCUAGAACUGACACAGAGCCCCAGAGUGGGCCCCUCUCCCGCAAGGCCGGGGCACAGUGUAAUGUGGGGGUGGGGGUGGAGGGUGGACUGUGAAUACUUGAACCCUACCCCCAACCCCCACCCCACUCCUCCUCUCCUGCCUCAGCUGCUGCUGGGGGUGGGAGAAUGCCCUGUCUGCCCAGACAACGGAGGACUGAGAAGUCCUUAGUUAAACCAAAUGUAUGGGGGGGUAGGGGUUCGAAAGGGGGGUGGUGUUGAUAGAACUCCCUCACCCUCUGUGUUUGAAAAUAAACUGUGCAAUCCCUCC
Messenger RNA from Echinops telfairi (small Madagascar hedgehog), 2015 nucleotides. It is a transcript of the gene BAK1, whose product is annotated as BCL2 antagonist/killer 1. Gene Ontology annotation, biological process: regulation of apoptotic process; intrinsic apoptotic signaling pathway in response to DNA damage; extrinsic apoptotic signaling pathway in absence of ligand. The transcript has 6 exons. Lineage: Eukaryota; Metazoa; Chordata; Mammalia; Afrosoricida; Tenrecidae. Gene Ontology annotation, molecular function: protein homodimerization activity; protein heterodimerization activity. The coding region runs from base 197 to 835 and encodes 212 amino acids. The record is from RefSeq and is a predicted model, not a curated record. Gene Ontology annotation, cellular component: mitochondrial outer membrane.